Messenger RNA from Pteropus alecto (black flying fox), 3248 nucleotides. It is a transcript of the gene HOXB8, whose product is annotated as homeobox B8. Gene Ontology annotation, biological process: regulation of transcription by RNA polymerase II. Gene Ontology annotation, molecular function: RNA polymerase II transcription regulatory region sequence-specific DNA binding; DNA-binding transcription factor activity, RNA polymerase II-specific. The transcript is spliced from 6 exons. The record is from RefSeq and is a predicted model, not a curated record. Lineage: Eukaryota; Metazoa; Chordata; Mammalia; Chiroptera; Pteropodidae. The coding region runs from base 1644 to 2375 and encodes 243 amino acids. Gene Ontology annotation, cellular component: nucleus.
GCGCGCGCGCACACACACACACACACACACACACACACACACACACACAGAGGUCCGGCGGGGCCAGACGUCUGGGCGCGGGCAGCCUCUUGAUCCUUUAACAGUCCCGUUCUACCCUCUCAGGCCUCCUCUCCCCCCACAAAAAGCCCAAUUGUUUCUCCUCAGAAUUUGAAACAAUCGUGUUGAGUUUGAAAAGUGCCCGGCUCCCCCUUUUACGAGCCAUAAACGGCGCACUGCUUGGCGGUCUUCGCCAGAACCUAGGAGCUUGGAAUGGGGGAGGGCAAGGGAAGCCGGUGUCAGUACGGAAAAAAAAAGCUUAUGGUUUCCUUUCUCCUCCUCACCCCCUCACCUUGCUUUUUUUUUUUUUUAAGCUUAUCUGCACAAUUUCAUGAACCAUUUCCUGAUUUCCGAUGGCUUUUCUCUCGCCUGCUCUCGUUUCCCUCUCCCUUUUCUGCCAAUAAUGAAAGUUUUUCCAGCUUGUCGCCUGGGUAGCUGGCUCUGGAGAAACUGGCCGAGCCGGUGACGACGGCGCCUUUUCUUAUGAUGGCCGCUAGAUGGCACCCUUGCUCCACGUGAAAAUCCCCUGUGCGGCGGCUGCGGGCGCUGGCGGCUGCACCGCGCACCUUGGUCGACCCUCAAUCUACGAACUGAGCGCUACCAAAAAGUCAUGAAUAAUUUGCGCGUAAUAAAAAUAUACGAUUCAUUAUGGCCGUUUCCCUCAUUUUAUAGAUUUCAGAUGUAGUGGUGUUGCUCCCCUCUCCUCAAAUGGACAAUUUUCUGAAUUUCCCCCAGGAGGAGGGCUCUGUGCUUCUCACCCAGUUUCUGGGUUCUGUGGGGGAACAAAUGCAUGACAACGGUGAAUAGUAGCAGCAGCAGCAAUAGUAGUAGUAGUAGUAGAAGUAAUAGUAGUAGUAGUAAUUGUAGCAGCAGCAGCAGCAGUAGUAGUAGUAGUAGUAGUAGUAGUAGUAGUAGUAGUAAUAGGAAUAAUGGGUCUAAAUAAAAGAGGAAAAAUUGUUCUGGAAAAUAAGAUUUUCCAGGGCUAGAAGCGACAGGAAUGUCUGCGGAUGCGGGUGAGCAGGUCAGGUGAGAGGGGAAGAGACGGCAGAAGAAGGUCGGAUGGAGAGGAAACUGCCCGAAACGUGCUGCUGGGAUCAGCAGAAGAGGGAACCGGGCCCAGCUGAAUCCGUGCCCCCCAUCCAGACAAACCUGCGCGAGAAAUAGAUUCUGCCCCCUCCUUAAAAUUAGCCCCGCUGCAGCCUCUGCUCUCUUCCCCCAGGAGCGGGUACGAAGAGGAAUUUCUGGCACGGUGUAGGGAUGAUUUAGAACAAGCCAUUGAAUUUCUACCUCACCGGCGCUCUCUCGCUCUAGCUCUCUCUCUCGCUCGCUCUCUCUCGCUCUCACCCUCGCUCUGCGUUCUGUCCGGGAGGAGUACGGAGAAGCCAAUAGGAUGCGGGGUCUCUAAUGGAUGCAAAUGAUCAUGAAAAGACAGUGCAAAAUAUGAAACAACUCAUUUGCAGGGAAGUAAAUCACCGAAAACUGUUUAUGAACUGGCAUCCCUUCUUCGAAAUGUAAAGCGAGGACCUCUUUAAGUGGCGCCCCCAACUACAGCCGUCGCCGCCGCCGCCGCCUCAAAAUUCAAUAAAAUGAGCUCUUAUUUCGUCAACUCACUGUUCUCCAAAUACAAAACCGGGGAGUCCCUGCGCCCCAAUUAUUAUGACUGCGGCUUCGCCCAGGACCUGGGCGGCCGACCCACCGUGGUGUACGGUCCCAGCAGCGGCGGCAGCUUCCAGCACCCGUCGCAAAUCCAGGAGUUCUACCACGGGCCGUCGUCGCUGUCCACGGCUCCCUACCAGCAGAACCCGUGCGCCGUGGCGUGCCACGGGGACCCGGGCAACUUCUACGGCUACGACCCGCUGCAGCGGCAGAGCCUGUUUGGUGCGCAAGAUCCAGACCUGGUGCAGUACGCCGACUGCAAGCUCGCUGCCGCCAGCGGCCUGGGCGAGGAGGCCGAGGGUUCAGAGCAGAGCCCGUCGCCCACCCAACUCUUCCCCUGGAUGCGCCCUCAAGCAGCCGCUGGACGCAGACGAGGCCGACAGACCUACAGCCGCUACCAGACCCUGGAGCUGGAGAAGGAGUUCCUAUUUAAUCCCUAUCUGACUCGCAAGCGGCGGAUCGAGGUGUCGCAUGCGCUGGGACUGACAGAGAGACAGGUCAAAAUCUGGUUCCAGAACCGGAGAAUGAAGUGGAAAAAAGAGAACAACAAAGACAAGUUCCCCAGCAGCAAAUGCGAGCAGGAGGAGCUGGAGAAACAGAAGCUGGAGCGGGCCCCGGAGGCAGCGGACGAGGGCGACGCGCAAAAGGGCGACAAGAAAUAGGCUCCAGCUGGGACUGUCAGGGCCGCGACCACCCUCCGUCCGCGGGUCCCUGGACCUCGCCGCCGUCGCCUGCCCGAGAGAGCUCUGGCCCCGGGAGCCGGCCCGGAGCCUGGCCUCCCACCGCAGCGUCCCCGCCGCGCCAGUCCCCGCUAGUGGUAGUAUCUCGUAAUAGCUUCUGUGUGUGAGCUACCGUGGAUCUCCUUCCCUUCACUUGGGGGCCAGGGGGAAAGACAAGGAUUGUAAGCAAGGACUCCCUCGCCUAGCGAGGGUGAGCGGCUGCGGCUUGGCUGAGCCCCCCUCCCCCACGUCCCCGCCCUGUGUAAAAAGCCUCCUUGUGCAAUGGUCUCUUUUCCUUUGAACGUGCUUCUUUGUAAUGACCGAGGUACUGAUUUCUGCUAAGUUCUCCCAACAACAUGAAACUGCCUAUUCACGCCGUAAUUCUGUCUCCCUCCCUCUGCGCCUCUCUCUCUCUCUCUCUCUCUCUCUCUCUGUAUAUAUAUUCUCUCUCUCUCUCUCUCUCUCCCCCUUACUCAUUUCCCCCUCCCACCCCUCUGUCCCCGCUGCCCUCCCUAGCUCGCUGGUUUUCUCUAUAGCUUCUCUCUUUUCCUUCCCUCACGCCCCGCCUUUGGUUUGACAAUUUUGUCUUAAGUGUUUCUCAAAAGAGGUUACUUUAGUUAGCAUGCGCGCUGUGGGCAAUUGUUAAAAAGUGUUCUUAGGUUUACUGUGAAGAGAAUGUAUCCUGUAUCCGUGAAUUGCUUUAUUGGGGGGAGGGAGGGCUAAUUAUAUAUUUUGUUGUUCCUCUAUACUUUGUUCUGUUGUCUGCGCCUGAAAAGGGCGGAAGAGUUACAAUAAAGUUUACAAGCGAGAACCCGA